UCUUUUUUGGUGUAUAUUGUCAUUUUAUAUAGUGUAUUGAAACCUUGAUUGCAAAUUGUUAUUCUUCUGCCUCGAUUUCGCGACACCGCGAAAUGUCAAAAUAACGUCAAGAUGGAAAAACCUAAAUCUAAGAAAAAAGUUCCUUCGCUCAUUGACCAGUUUUGCUCAGUUACAGGUGCUAGCCGAGAUGUGGGUAAGCAGUUGUUGGAGGCGUGCAACAACAACUUGGAGCUGGCCAUCAACAUGCAAAUGGAGGGGGCAGGAGCACCCACAGGCCCUGGACCUAGCUCUGACAUAGAUGCUGUAAGGGCACCAAUUCCCCAGACUCAGGAAGUUCUAGUAGACGACGCACCAGCAUUUGCUGCGUAUAACAGAAGAAAAAGAAAAGCUGUGUCAGUUUUUGACGGUUUUAGAGACUUCCAGGAAGAAGCAAAGCAAAAGACGAGAGGAAGAACAAAGAAAGGGCUUCAGGAAGAGGAGCUGCUAUCAGGGCCCUCGGGGUCUCGCACCAGAAAAACUAGGACCCUUCAGGACUUGUUCCGACCCCCACUUGAUCUCACAUACAAGGGAACCUUUGUAAACGCUCGGGAAGCAGGAAAGUCUCAGGGUCGCUGGCUGCUGGUGAAUAUUCAGAAUGUGCAGGAGUUUGCCUGCCAAGCUCUCAACAGGGACAUCUGGAGCAACACUGCUGUGAAAGCACUCAUCAAGGGUAGCUUCAUUUUUUGGCAGGUAUACCACGACAGUGAGGAGGGACAGAGGUAUUGUCAGUUCUACAAGGUGGAGGGCUGGCCUUAUGUCGCCAUACUGGAUCCACAGACGGGAGAAAACCUCGUUACCUGGAACAAACUGGAGCCUUUAACAUUCUGUGAUUUAGUGGGUGACUUUCUUAAGAAGCAUCCAGCAAUUGACUGCUUGUCGCCAUCACAGCCCAAGAAACGGGAGGACAGUCUACUGGAGGCGUCAGAAGACGACCAGCUACAGGCAGCAAUCACUGCCUCCCUCACGGAGCUCUCCAAGCCCAGUAGCACUGUCAGUAAGGCUCCACCUGGCAGCGACUCAGAGUUCAGUGACGAUCUGGAGACUUUCUCAGACUCAGGGGAAGAGUCUGGUUCCCCUUCCAUCUCUCCAGUAAAAACUGGGAGCCGACAGCAAUAUAGGUCCGGGUCGCCUUCUUCAAAGUCGCACUCACCAACCGCGCGAAGAUCUCCAAGAAAUAGCUCAGGUAGUGAUGAGGACAAGAAUGAUGGUGCUGCUGCUACUGUGCGUAGAAGUAGGAGGCAGUCACCGUUGGCUACAUGCACUGCAAAUGAAAUUGGAGGAAAGCCAAAAAAGAACAGUUCACCACAUCAGGUAAAGAAUGCUUCCCCAUUGGCCAAAAGUGCUAAAAAUGGCAUGUCACCCAAGACAGGGUCCCCUCAUUUGAAAGGCGUGUCACCAGUAAAAGUUGCCUCAAAGGUACCCCAGGAAUCCACUAGUAUCCACAAUGAUGUUCACCCGACAGUGAUUGACAAUAUUCGUAGGCACUCACUGUCUGAGAAUGAUGAUAGCAAGGACCUUUCCUCUGUGACUGAGGAAAGUGACCCUCUAGAGAGUGACCAGUCCAGCUUGGAUCUACAUGAGCAAACGGAUACCCGGGAUUACAAAACUUUCCUGGGUCCAGAGUCAGAUGAAAAAGUGACCUUAAUGUUGCGGCUUCCUGAUGGACAGAAGGAAAAACUGUGUAUUGCUUUAAGCUCAAAGUUACUGGCAGUUGUGCUGUUUCUUGGUACGAAGGGUUAUUCCAAUGAACGCUACGAGAUGGUCACCCAGUUUCCACGACGUAAUCUGUCACAGCUCGACUUUGAUAAGACGCUCAAGCAGAUUGGUCUGCCCACUCAGGAAACGAUCUUUAUCCAGGCUCGAAGUUGAUGUUAUUUACACAUGCUUUACACGUGUUGUCUGUUAUGUUUGAACAGUUACCAUUUACAUGCAACUUUGAUAAAUUAUAAUUUAUGGUUAAAGGAUUUUGCAUAAUGAAUUAUUUUUUUUAAAUGUGAUAAGUUGCAAAUAUUGGAAUGUUUACGGAUGGUAUUGUCAAAAUGUUACUAAUUGUAAUGGUAAAUAUUUUUAUGGAAACUUUGAAAAUGUAUCGAAAAUAGUUGUCAAGGCUUAUUAUUCUUUAUUUUAAAUUUUAACAAGUUGCUCACAUGUACGUAUUUGAAAAAGUUGCAUAUACGAUUAUUCUAAAACAAACAUUUUGAUUGCUUAAGCUCAUGUAAAUGGAUGCAUAUGAUAAUGAGUUGAUCGACAAAAGACUGCAUACACAUGGUACUGGAUACAUGUAAUUAUGGUAAUGUUUUUCCAGACUGUUUCAUCCUUUCCACACCAGACUUUAACCUUACAGUAUGAGCUGCGUCAUGCAAAUGGCUCUAAUACCAUAUGCAGAAAGCUUAGAUCCAGACUAGCCUGCGCUGUUUGGGCAUCAGCUACCCUUUCCUCUUAUAAAAAAAAAGACAAGAAAACCUUGCAUGACUUUAAAGCGGACAGGAUAGCUUCGACCAGACUGAGAAAAGAGGCUGGCUGGUACGGAGAAACUCUGGCCACUUAUAUCAUUAGACUCAUUUUCACAUGGCUUGGCUCUUAUCCUUCUGUCAGAGACUAUGUCUAGAGGGAUUGAUUAACAUUUAAUUCGAUUGAUUUAUCAACGUCAACUUGUUAUAUAAUGUAUUGCAUGAUUAAUUGAAAUAAAUUGUGAUAUGUUA
Messenger RNA from Dreissena polymorpha, 2741 nucleotides. RefSeq names its product UBX domain-containing protein 7-like. Lineage: Eukaryota; Metazoa; Mollusca; Bivalvia; Myida; Dreissenidae. Gene Ontology annotation, cellular component: nucleus. Gene Ontology annotation, molecular function: ubiquitin binding. The coding region runs from base 112 to 1908 and encodes 598 amino acids. The transcript is spliced from 12 exons. Gene Ontology annotation, biological process: proteasome-mediated ubiquitin-dependent protein catabolic process. The record is from RefSeq and is a predicted model, not a curated record.